Acipenser ruthenus (sterlet) is the source of this 2625-nucleotide messenger RNA. Its product is annotated as cytosolic 5'-nucleotidase 3-like. Gene Ontology annotation, cellular component: cytoplasm. Gene Ontology annotation, molecular function: magnesium ion binding; 5'-nucleotidase activity. The coding region runs from base 233 to 1102 and encodes 289 amino acids. The record is from RefSeq and is a predicted model, not a curated record. Lineage: Eukaryota; Metazoa; Chordata; Actinopteri; Acipenseriformes; Acipenseridae. The transcript has 9 exons.
UGACCAAGCAGGAAUCACUUAGCAAAUUCAGCUGGCUGUGCUUCCUUCCGCAUGUCACCGUGUGUUAGUUUUAAUAACGUAUCUCUGCUGUGUGUGCGUUUAGUGCGAAUCAUAUCGAUGCAACUGUCUUGCAUUAGUUACUUGUUUUAAAAAACGUUUUUUAUUGCUUUAUGGUUGAACUUUUUUUUAGUAUUAUUAUUAUUAUUUUAGAAAACCUGAAUCUUCCUGGAACAUGUUGCCUGUACUUGCCAAACCGAAUGUGUGCAUCCGAGACCGGAAGAGGGUGGAAGAAAUUAUCCUCUCCCUUCAGAAUGGAGGAGCCAGCAAACUGCAGAUUAUUUCCGACUUUGAUAUGACCUUGACCAGGUUUGCUCACAAUGGAAAGCGCUGCCCCACCAGUCACAAUAUCGUGGAUACAAGCCGGUUGAUCAGUGAAGACUGUAAAAAGAUGCUUAAAGAUCUUUUGGAUACCUACUAUCCUAUUGAAAUAGACCCAAGUCGUUCUGUAGCAGAGAAGUUACCGUUAAUGGUUGAAUGGUGGACAAAAGCCCAUGGCUGCCUGGUAGAGCAGAAGAUUCGAAAGGACCAGCUUGAGAUGGCAGUGAGGGAGUCGGACGCGAUGCUCAGAGACGGGUUCAAGCCUUUCUUUGACAAGCUUUACGAGCACAGCAUUCCUCUGGUGAUCUUCUCCGCGGGGAUCGGGGAUGUCUUAGAGGAGAUCAUCCGCCAGGCCGGAGUCUUUCACCCCAACGUCAAGGUGGUCUCCAACUACAUGGACUUCGAUGAGAACGGUGUUCUGCGGGCGUUCAAAGGGGAGCUGAUCCACACCUAUAACAAGCGGGAGGGGGCGCUGAAGAACUCCGGGCUCUUCAACCAGCAGACAGAAAGCCGCAACAUCAUCCUGCUGGGAGACUCCAUGGGGGACCUCAGCAUGGCGGACGGGGUGGAGAACACAGAGAACAUCCUCAAGAUUGGAUUCCUCAACGACAAGGUGGAGGAGCGAAGGGAACAGUAUUUAAACUCCUACGACAUUGUGCUGGUGAAGGACGAAUCCAUGGAUGUCGUGAACGGUAUCCUGCAGCACAUCAUUGCCAAGAACUGAGGAGCGAGCCAGGAAAGUACUGGGUGUGCAAACGCUCGCUGUGCACCACGACGCACGCCUCCAUACCCCCAGCAUGCCUCGUCUAAACCGUACACCAGACACCAUUUGUUUCAUUAUCAGCUUGUUUAAUUCACCGCCGGUCAGGAAUGGGAAUGGCGGCUUUUUUAAAUAAAUAAAUAGUGUUGUUUUUUUUUCGUGUGUUAAUAAGAAAACUGUGGUAAAGGGGAAGUAUGCGCCACCACCCUUAACUGUUUGGAGGCCAGUAUGUGAUUAUUUUUUCAAUAUAGUUGUUUGUCUUUUAAGUAAUUGCCAGCAGUUUAUUUAUUAAUGUUAAGCUGUUACGCACAUUUUUUUUUAAAACCUGUACUAAACGUAUUUCUUUGUAGCCAUACAGUUGUGUGCAAGUGCCGGAACACCACAAGCUUUGUCAUUUAUAUCCUUUAUAUACCUACCUGCAUGCAAACCUCUGGGCAUGAGAAUUUUGGUCAGUAAUCGAUGAUAUAGAAACAGUAGACACUGGUGUGGAAAUGCUAGACCACUUUGUACUUAAGUACCUUAAAUCUCUAAAAUCUCAUGUGGCUCUUUGUUACUUUUCUCUUACUAUUUUACAUUAGUUGCAUGUCUGGCCUAUUAAAGUCAUUAGUUAAAUUAGACAGUUGCUAAUUUGUCUUUUUUGACAAUUUUUCCAAUAUUUACCGUUGCAUAUGAAAAACUACAGAAGCAAUGGGGCGUUCUAAAAAGUGUGCACACUGCUGUAUAUUAUGUAGAAUAAGCUUGGGUAGUUGUUUGGUUUAUUUAAAAGGGAGCAGUUUUGAGGUUUGUGUGUGUGUUCUGCUCGGCAGUAGCAUGUGACACUGGACGCGUUAAGUAAGUGAGUCACUCUGAGCAGCUCCAUGAAAGAACCCACUUCAUGGCACGCUGAGUUCCGCUCCCCCCGAGCAGCUCAGAGCUGCAGAGCGGAUUUCACCAGCGGUCCGAGUGAACUGAACAAUUCUCGCUGAGCAACUCAGUUACUUAACACACCCUCUGUGUAUUUUUUCACUUUGUUAUGGCUUUGCAUGUUGGAACAUUGGAGAAGUGUGGUUUUUCAAGUUAUCUGCAUCAUACCAGUACAUUCUCAAAAGCACUUGCGUUUCGUGAAGCACUGCAUUUUGCAGGCAGUAUGUACAUGUGUUAUUUUUACAAUAGGUAAUGUCUACCAAGUUUACAUUGUAAAACAUUUUAAAAUAAAAAAAUAGGAAAUAGAACACUUUUUAAAGCCAUUUAAAAAAAAAAAAAAAAAAUCAUGUACACCUCUUUGUGACGGUUUUUAUUUAUUUAUUUUUUUAAAAAAGUACAUUGGGAGAGAAAUUGUAAAGCUGACAAUAUCCGAUAAUUGAAGAACUGUUAUCGACGAAUGUAUUUCCCUUUCAUAUUCCAUGUUCAACUUCUCUAACCAGAGCGCUCCAGUAACUGUUCCUAUGUAUACCAUGUGUGGGGGGAAUUAUGUAAUCCAUUAAGCACAAAAUACAUUUUCUUUGGGG